This is a messenger RNA of Cebus imitator (Panamanian white-faced capuchin), 1959 nucleotides long. It is a transcript of the gene CC2D2B, whose product is annotated as coiled-coil and C2 domain containing 2B. The record is from RefSeq and is a predicted model, not a curated record. Lineage: Eukaryota; Metazoa; Chordata; Mammalia; Primates; Cebidae. The transcript is spliced from 10 exons. The annotation marks the transcript as partial. Gene Ontology annotation, cellular component: ciliary transition zone. Gene Ontology annotation, biological process: non-motile cilium assembly; protein localization to ciliary transition zone.
GAUCAUUGUCUCAAGAGCUGUAGUGUUCACUCAUAUAUAAGAAAGAAUUGGCUUGGAUCCAUUGUCUUCCCUUUUUCUGCUCUUCUGCAACAAUCUGAGAUUAGUGGAACAUUUCAAGUAACUAUUCCACCAGUUUUGCUUGGAUAUACUUGGAGUAAUACUUAUGUAUUUCCUAGAGAAGAUUCCAAUGAACAGAAUUUAAAAGAAUGUAUAUUCUUAAAUAUUUUUGCUACCAUUGAACCUCAAAUAUCAUAUGUCACCUAUAAUCCAACACUAGAUAAGUUUUUAGAUCAAGCAGAGGUCUUGCAGAGAGCACAGAUUUUUAAAAAGAAUUGUAAGGCAAUCUUUCCCAACCGAAGAAUCAUAACUACUGUUUUUAAUGAUGAAGGGAUACAGUUCUUAGUCACAAGAUAUAUCAAGGCAUUAAAUCCACCUCAGCAACUUCUGGAUAUGUUUCUUCACAAUUCUAAUGCAACACUUGACCUCAUUGCUCGAUUUGUAUCUUUGAUUCCUUUUAUGCCUAAUACACCAGAUGAAAAUGAUGGUUCUGAUAUAUGGAUGACAUCGGAGCGCUGCAUCAGUUUGGCUAUUGGAAAUAAGGAGGAGCAUGCCAUCCUUCUCUGUAAUUUCUUUCUGUAUUUUGGAAAGAAGGCACUGGUCCUCUUGGGAACCUCAGGGUUAGAAGGACAUGUGGCUUACGUAUUAACUCAAGAAACUAAUGAAUAUUUGCUUUGGAAUCCAUCAACUGGCCAAUGUUAUAAGCAGUUUGACCCAUUUUGUCCCUUAAAAAGUGUAGAUUGUUUGUUUGAUGAUAGAAAUGUCUGGUUUAAUAUUCAACAAAGUAAUACACCAAUGGCUGUAUUUUUUGAUUACUCAAAGGAAAGUUUCUGGAAGCCAUUGCUUCCAAAAAAUGUUCAAGGGACAAAAGUACAAAGCAUACAGCCUGAAGAAAUAAUUUAUUUUGAAACUGAUAAAAGCAUGGUAGAAGAUCUGAGGAAUAGGAUCGAAAGGACUCUGAAGAGUAAAGUGAUGGAAUGGCGACCUAAACACCCAACACGUUGGAAUCGACAAUGUACUUUGAUUUUGCGACAGAUCCUUCCUAAGCUGGAACUUGGCAUAGGAAGAUUUGUUUCAUCUGAAGGAGAUAAUGAAUUUGAAAGAAUACUACAAUUUUAUUGGGUCACGGGAUUUCCCAUCCAGAUGCCAUACACUGAUGUACAGUCAGUUAUUGAUGCUGUUUAUCAAACUGGAAUUAAUUCUGCUGAAUUUCCCCAGACAGAAUUUGCUUUAGCUGUUUACAUUCACCCAUACCCAAACAACAUAUUAUCUGUGUGGGUCUAUUUGGCUUCCUUAGUUCAAUAUCAGUGAAAAGGAGGCAGAGCAAAGUAAAAGAUUAUACUAUGGGCCUCUAGUACCAACAAAAACUUUUCUGGUACCUUGAGGUUUUGCUGUUUAUUCUCAAGUCCAGCCAAGUGCUGGGCUCAAUUUUUUAUUCACUUACAGAAUUGGGCACUAUGGAGACUCGCACCCCUGAGUGAGUCUUUGAGGAGGAGUCUAGAUGAACUUCUCACCAGAGACUUCGCCUUCUCAUCAGAGGAGGACCUUUGGGUAGUCUGGCUGUCUUAGGUCACUGUCUGCAGUAGGUCUUAGUCUGGGAAAGAAGCAAUUUUGGCCUCUUCUCGUAAGACCAAUUUUUCUCAAAUUCUAGAACUCAUACCACCUCUGUCAGAAUCAUCUGGAGAGCUUUGUUGAAAAUGUAGAUUACUAGAUCCUACUCAAGACAGACUGAAUCAGCACCUGUGAGAGUAAAGCUACAGAACCUGAGUUAUUUUCAACAAACUCCCCAGAUAAUUCUGAUGCACUGAGAUGAAGCAGAACCCAGCUUUAAAGAAUGUUGUCAUUGCUAAACUAAGGCUGGUACAUUUGAUGCUUGUUCUGAUACAAUUCCAGAUGGAAAUU